Molecule: messenger RNA, 3796 nt
Organism: Salvelinus namaycush (lake trout)
Lineage: Eukaryota; Metazoa; Chordata; Actinopteri; Salmoniformes; Salmonidae
Product: serine/threonine-protein kinase D1-like
Exons: 19
Coding region: 189-2903 (904 amino acids)
Biological process (GO): protein phosphorylation
Molecular function (GO): protein serine/threonine kinase activity; ATP binding
Source: RefSeq, a predicted model, not a curated record
CGUCUUUCACCUCUCAAAUUAUUUAAGAGAUUUUUCAUAAUCUCUCUGAUUUCUAUCAUUCGUUUUAUUAUCUUUAUAAUCUCGUCAUAUUUUGUAUUCAUGACACGGUCGGAGAUUUGACAUUUUAGUUUGAUAUUCAAAGCAGGCGGUUGUUUAGCGGUUAGACAAGUACGUAGAUUUACUCACCUAUGUCAAGUCGGUAUUGUUUUGACUCCCGGGAGAUUCAUAUGAGCGCUCCGCCAGUGAUCCGACCGCCAAGUCCCCUGUCCCCGGGGUCCAAUGGCAUAUCUUUCCAGAUACAGAUCGGGCUGAGCCGCGAGCCUGUUCUUUUGGACUCUGUCGACUUCAGCCUCGCGCAGGUCCGGGAGAUGGCAUGCUCCAUCGUGGACCAGAAGUUACCCGAAUGUGGCUUCUAUGGGAUGUAUGACAAGAUCCUGCUGUUUCGCCACGACCCAGGCUCAGAGAACAUCCUCCAGCUGGUGAAAUGUGCUACAGACAUCACAGAGGGAGACCUGGUUGAGGUGGUCCUGUCAGCCUCUGCCACAGUGGAGGACUUCCAGAUCCGUCCCCAUGGCUUGUUUGUCCACUCCUACCGGUCCCCUGCCUUCUGUGACCACUGUGGAGAGAUGCUGUGGGGCCUGGUGAGACAGGGUCUCAAGUGUGAAGGUUGUGGUCUGAACUAUCACAAGCGCUGUGCCUUUAAAAUCCCAAAUAACUGCAGUGGUAUCCGCAAGCGGAGGUUGUCCAAUGUCUCUCUGACCGGCUUGACCACACUGACCAUCACGCGGUCCAAUGAGCCUUCGCCUUUCACCUCCGACGAGGCCUUACUGUCUCCUGUCAGUCCCGGCAUGGAGCAGAAGACACAGACAGACUUCUUUUCUGGCAGAGAGAGAAGGUCCUCUUCCUACAUCGGCCGGCCUAUAGAGUUAGACAAAAUCCUCCUGUCUAAAGUUAAGGUGCCUCACACCCUCGUCAUCCGCUCCUACACACGCCCCACCGUCUGCCAGCACUGCAAGAAGCUACUCAAGGGCCUGUUCCGUCAAGGCCUGCAAUGCAAAGAUUGCAAAUUCAACUGUCAUAAACGAUGUGCCCCCAAAGUGCCAAACAACUGCCUUGGAGAAGUGUCUAAAAAUGAAGAUCUGCUGAGCUCAGGGGCGGAGUCUGAUGUGGGGAUGGGGGAGGGUUGUGACGACCACGACAGUGACAUGAACAGUGGUCUGAUGGAUGACAUGGAGGAGGCCAUAGUGCUUGACUCAGGCCUGCUGGAGGCUGGCCAUGGGGAAAUGGGAGACCUCCAUGACCCAGAGGAUGACUGCAACAGGGCUAUAAGCCCAUCUACUAGCAACAACAUCCCGCUGAUGCGAGUGGUCCAGUCAGUCAAAAACACCAAGAGGAAAAGUAGCAAUAUCAUGAAGGAAGGUUGGCUAGUGCACUUCAGCAGCAAAGACACUCUGAGGAAAAGACACUACUGGAGGCUAGACAGCAAAUGCAUCACGCUUUUCCAGAAUGACACAGGCAGCAAAUACUACAAGGAAAUUCCGUUGUCAGAGGUGUUGUCUCUGGACCCUGCCAAGACCUUCAACCUGCUGUCUGAGGGCUCCAACGCCCACUGCUUUGAGAUCGCCACGGGCAGCCUUGUCUACUAUGUAGGGGAGAACCUUGCGAGGCCGGAGGGCCCGGGGAGCAUGUCGGCCCACAGCAGUAUGCUGGUUAGCGGGGUCGGGCCGGAUGUGGCCAGGAUGUGGGAGAUGGCCAUCCAGCAUGCCCUCAUGCCCGCCAUCUCUAAAGGACUGUCACACGGGUCACGUCACAGUGGCCACAAGGAUGUUUCCAUCAGUAUUUCAGUGUCCAACUGCCAGAUUCAAGAGAACGUGGAUAUCAGCUCAGUGUAUCAGAUAUUCCCGGAUGAAGUCCUUGGAUCGGGCCAAUUUGGGAUUGUUUAUGGAGGAAAGCACCGAAAAACUGGCCGGGAUGUAGCAAUUAAGAUCAUCGACAAGUUACGCUUCCCCACCAAGCAGGAGAGCCAGCUACGCAAUGAGGUCGCCAUCCUUCAGAACCUGCACCACCCUGGGGUAGUGAACCUGGAGUGCAUGUUUGAGACGCCGGAGCGCGUCUUCGUUGUCAUGGAGAAGCUCCACGGAGACAUGCUGGAGAUGAUCCUGUCCAGUGAGAAGGGGAGGCUGCCUGAACGCAUCACCAAGUUCUUCGUCUCACAGAUUCUUCAGGCUCUUCGUCAUCUCCACUUCAAGAAUAUCGUCCACUGUGACCUCAAACCAGAGAACGUCUUACUGGCGUCCGCAGAUGCUUUUCCACAAGUGAAGCUGUGCGACUUUGGCUUUGCCCGCAUCAUUGGAGAGAAGUCUUUCCGUCGGUCAGUGGUGGGCACUCCGGCCUACCUGGCCCCUGAGGUCCUGAGGAAUAAAGGCUACAACCGCUCCCUGGACAUGUGGUCUGUGGGGGUCAUCAUCUACGUCAGCCUCAGCGGCACCUUCCCCUUCAACGAGGACGAGGACAUUCACGACCAGAUUCAGAAUGCUGCCUUCAUGUACCCACCCAACCCCUGGAAGAAGGUGUCCCAGGAAGCAAUUGACCUCAUUAAUAACUUGCUGCAAGUCAAGAUGAGGAAGCGCUACAGCGUGGACAAGUCGCUCAGCCAUGCCUGGCUACAGGACUACCGAAUGUGGCUGGACCUACGUGGCCUAGAAUGGAAGAUGCACGAGCGCUACGUCACGCAUGAGAGCGAUGACACCCGCUGGGAACGCCACGCUGAGCAGCACGGCCUGACGUACCCCGCCCACCUGGUCAACCCACACGCCGACGUCAGCGAAGGGGUGGAGCCUGACCCGGAGUUGGAGGAGGUGGACACCAUGGUGGCCCUCAGCGACAGAGUCAGCGUGAUGUGAAUACUGUAAAUGCAGGGCUACUAUCCCCUUAAGAGUCAACGUGCUGUAGUACUGAACACUGCUGCCUCUGCCCCCUUAAGACAACACAACACACCACAGCACAACUGACUAACUGACUGACUGACUGACUGACUGAGCCCUCCACUCCCAGCCAGCAGCUAGGGGCUCGAUAUCCAAACCCUGCCUUUAAACUAACUGCCUAACUAACAAAUAAUCCCAUUUCUAAUUGUCUGUAUAUGAGUCAAUCAGGUCUAUUGCCUAGCUGCCUCAUGAAAGACAAUCUAACUUCUUAUACUGUAAAACUCUGGGUGUGAAGGAUCAUCCAGGUGUACUGUAUGUUAAGUCAACAGCAGCAAACAAUCCCCCCCAAAAAGCCAGCUAAACGAUUUAGUCAAAACCAAAAUGAGAUGUGUUUCACUGUGAUUGGGUGCACCCCAACGAGACAGCUCAGGACUAACCUUAGUGGUAUUAAGAGUGAGAAAGGAUAUUAUUAUUACUAAAGUUUUAUUUCACUCUUGAAUGUACCUUUAUAUGAUGACAUGAUAAGAAUUCACAGAAAACCAGUAUAGCCAGAAAUGGUGGAAAGACAAAGACAGAGAGGGAGAUAGAGAGCGGACUCUGUAGGCUUCAAGAGUAUGGAGACAAAAUCCUGAGGCCUGGAUACAGAGAAACAGUGAAGGUAGAAUACCUGUAAGCAUUUGUUCUCAUCAAGAGCUAGCUGCUUUUCUAGUCUAUAGUGUUGAAAUGUGUUCAUGGUGUGAUGCUGAAUGUUGCGUAUGUGGCUACUGUACAGUAUGUUUGUGCUCUUUGCGCAAUUGCAACCAGCCUUUAAUGCAUUUUUGCCUACAGGGAAUACAUUAUUUUCUCUGGCUACACAUUUAAAUAAAUAUAUU